AUGGUAGACAGUUUGUACAAAGAAAAUAAAUUUUUAAGAAGAGUUAAUCCUGACGAUCGAUUUGAAUAUAUAUCUCAAAAAAUCGGAGAGGGGACUUAUGGUGUUGUUUAUAAGGCGAGAUCAAGAGAUCCACUUGACAAAAAAGAUUACGCUUUAAAAAAGAUUAAAGGCAUCUGGACGGAAGGACUUUCAAUAUCGACCUGCAGAGAAGUCUCGAUUUUACAAGAAUUAUGGCACGAGAAUAUUAUUCACGUUGAGGAAAUCUUUCUGAAUCCACUUAGCAAGGAAGUUUGGCUCCUUUUUGAAUAUGCUGAAUACGAUUUAUACCAAAUUCUCCAUCAGCAUCGCGUCUAUAAUCAAAAGCUGCCGCCUUUCAGGCAACUUUUUCUAAGCGAAGUUAUGAUCUUUUCGUUGCUUUUUCAAAUUCUUUCGGGGCUUGAAUAUCUUCAUAAUAAUUGGAUUCUCCAUCGCGAUCUCAAACCAGCCAACAUCCUCGUGAUGGGCGAAGGCCCCGAAAAGGGAAGAGUUAAAAUCGCGGAUCUUGGCAUGGCUCGACUCUUUUGCAAUCCACUUCGGCCGUUUACAGAUGUUGAUCCAGUCGUGGUGACUAUUUGGUAUCGCUCUCCUGAACUCUUAUUGGGCGCGCGGCACUAUACAAAGGCUGUCGAUGUUUGGGCUGUUGGCUGCAUCUUCGCUGAGCUGCUGACUUUGAAGCCUCUUUUCCACGGAACUGAAGAAAAAGGCAAAAAUGCUUUCCAGUACGAUCAGUUGGACAAAAUCUUUAAAAUUCUCGGAACGCCUUCUGAGGCCGCGUGGCCCGGCAUCACUGCUCUUCCGGAUUUUUCGAAAUUAAAAAAUUUUGAAACUUCUUCUUUUCAGCUGCGACAAUAUUUAGAGAAAAAUCUUUGCGGUCGGGCCUUCUCUUCUCACGCCUUCAAAUUGUUAACAGAAUUGCUUUUGUACGAUCCGAAUAAGCGAUUGAGUUGUUCCGCUGCUUUGAAAAGCGAUUAUUUCAUAAAAGGAAAACUUUUACCAGAAAAUUUAAAAAAUAUGAAAGUCGUAAAAUACAAGAGUUCAAGACACUUUGUUAGUGCGAGACCAGAAGAAAAAAUGUACGAGGGGAAUUUUUUUAGUAAUUCUUAA
Zophobas morio is the source of this 1143-nucleotide messenger RNA. Its product is annotated as cyclin-dependent kinase 8-like. The coding region runs from base 1 to 1143 and encodes 380 amino acids. The transcript has 13 exons. NCBI's taxonomy places the organism in Eukaryota, Metazoa, Arthropoda, Insecta, Coleoptera, Tenebrionidae. Gene Ontology annotation, biological process: protein phosphorylation. Gene Ontology annotation, cellular component: mediator complex; nucleus. The record is from RefSeq and is a predicted model, not a curated record. Gene Ontology annotation, molecular function: ATP binding; protein serine/threonine kinase activity.